Vicia faba (fava bean) is the source of this 1155-nucleotide messenger RNA. The record is from the annotation of a GenBank genome assembly. NCBI's taxonomy places the organism in Eukaryota, Viridiplantae, Streptophyta, Magnoliopsida, Fabales, Fabaceae.
AUGGAGAGAAACAAGAUUGUACUCACAAAGCCAUUUGCAACAAUAGACAAGCAAUCAUCAGAUUCCGAUGAGAUGAGUUAUAAGGUUCCAAAUAUGUUGCAGCAAGUACUAAAUCUCUUUAAGAAUGUGCGGUUAGGAUCUGAUCUCUCACGAUUCAAGCUACCACCUAUCUUCAACAUGCCAAAGUCACAACUUCAAUGGUAUGGUGAAUGUGUAUAUUCCACAUCCACAGGAGUAGACUUGUUAAACAACAUCAACAAUGGGAAAACACCAUUGGAAAGAAUCAUAUCAGUAGUGGCAUGGAGCAUUUCUACUACAAGACCACAGAAUUUUGGAGUUGCUCCUUACAAUCCCAUACUUGGUGAAACUCACCAUGUUUCCAAAGGAAACCUUAACGUCUUAAUUGAACAGGUUUCACACCAUCCUCAAGUAUCUGCAUUUCAUGCUACUGAUCAGAAAGAAAACAUAGAAAUUAUAUUGUGCCACUAUCCGGUUCCGAAGUUUGUCGGUAGUGGAGUAGAAGCUAUCAUACAUGGAAAACGAAAAUUGCGUCUACAUAAUCACGGAGAGACAUACGAAAUGAAUUGUCCUAAUUUCUUAUUCAGGUUUCUUCCAGUUCCUGGAAUUGAUUGGGUUGGCGAUGUCACUAUCCGGUGUCGAGAAACAAGCCUUGCAGUAGAAUUGACCUACAUAAGACAGUCUUUCCUUGGAUUUGGAGGAAAUCGAAGACGGAUAAAAGGGAAGAUCUUUGACUCACUCACAAUGAAUGUUCUUUAUAAAAUUGAUGGCCAUUGGGAUAGCACUGUAACAUUGAAAGAUGCAAGUAAUGCAGAAGUAAGAGUGAUAUAUGAUGCAAAACAAGUUAUAUCAGGGCUCUAUACUCCUUUUGUUAAGGAUCCAGAGAAUGUGUGGCCAACAGAAUCAGCUCUUGUUUGGGGUGAUUUAAGCCAAGCCAUCAUAAGCAAUGAUUGGGAGAAAGCAAGAGAAGCAAAGAAAACUGUGGAGGAAACACAAAGGAUUCUCCAAAGAGAAAGAGAGUCAAAAGGGGAAAGUUGGAUCCCUAAACACUUUAUAGUCUCUCAAAGCAAUGAAGAUGGUUGGGACUGUUCACCAAUCCAAAAGUGGGUCCCAGAUUCCCCUAUCGCCACCCUUUAA